AUGGAUCACCGUCCGCAAGCAUGGGGCCGUCCUAGAGACGACGUCUACGGCGCCUACGAUCACUCAUAUCUCCAGGAGAAUGCCCCCAGAACGCACACGCAGCAGCCCAUUGUCACAGGAACGUCUGUGAUUGGCGUCAAGUACAAGGACGGCGUCGUCGUCGCCGCUGAUAACCUGGCUUCCUACGGCUCCCUCGCGCGCUUCACCGACGUCAAGCGCCUCAAGACGUUCCAGGGCACCUCGGUCGUUGGCUUUUCCGGCGACAUCUCCGACAUGCAGUACCUGGACCGGCACCUGACGGACCUCGCCCUCGACGAGGCCUACUCGUCGGGCGAGACGCCCCGCCUCAGCGCCGCCAACCUGCACCGCUACCUCGCCAAGCUGCUCUACAACCGCCGCUCCAAGUUUGACCCGCUCUGGAACCACCUGCUCAUCGCCGGCCUCGACGACGACCAGCAGCCCUUCCUCGCCGCCGCCGACCUCCUCGGCACCACCUACUCGAGCCCCUCGCUCGCCACCGGCUACGGCGCCAUGCUCGCCCAGCCCAUCAUGCGCCGCCGCGUUCCCGACGAGGAGUCCACCAAGACGCUGGAGAAGGAGGAGGCCGUCGAGCUCAUCAAGGAGUGCAUGAAGGUGCUCUUCUACCGCGACGCCCGCAGCAUGGACACCUACUCCAUGGCCAUUGUCACCAAGGACGGCGUCGACGUCACGUACGAUAACAAGCUGGAGAACCAGAGCUGGGCGUUUGCCGAGAGAAUCCGCGGCUACGGAACCCAAACAGUCUAA
This is a messenger RNA of Akanthomyces muscarius, 786 nucleotides long. RefSeq lists its product as uncharacterized. The record is from RefSeq and is a predicted model, not a curated record. The transcript has 3 exons. The coding region runs from base 1 to 786 and encodes 261 amino acids. Gene Ontology annotation, cellular component: proteasome core complex. Lineage: Eukaryota; Fungi; Ascomycota; Sordariomycetes; Hypocreales; Cordycipitaceae.